Molecule: messenger RNA, 1638 nt
Organism: Sordaria macrospora k-hell
Lineage: Eukaryota; Fungi; Ascomycota; Sordariomycetes; Sordariales; Sordariaceae
Source: RefSeq, a predicted model, not a curated record
AUGCAGCACCCAUCCCAACAACCCGUCGUCAUUGGCGACCCAGAUCUAGGAGUCAAGAUCAUGGAGCUUGAGAACGAAGACGGCUUUCUACUCCAGCAGUGUUCACGGAGCCCCACCAUGCGGCACAGAAUGCGCGCUCUCAUGCGACAAAUGCGAUACGGUCCGUUCGGAAGACUGCGUAACAUACUGUUCUUCCUUGGGGCUCUGCUUCUCUUCGGCUGGAUCAUGCUCCCGUACGACAAUGUUGUCCGUCUAGGCAUCCGAUUCAACAUUAACAAGUUUCAACAUUACCUCAACUCACACCCUGUCGAGAAUUGGCUGUUUGCGCCACCAGCAUACCCAGUUGAUCUGGGCACAGACACGGUCGUCAUCGUCAAGACCGGAUACGGCACGCGCCAAAGAGCAAACGCCUGGUUCGAAGCUCUCAGCGCCUCCAACAAGUUCCGUGACUUCCUCGCCAUCGCCGACUAUACCUCCAAGCCGGGUCAAGAGGCCAUUAACCACGGCACAUCUCUGCCAAUUCACAAUGUCGUCAACCAGACCUUGAGCUCCUUGGGACCGGCCGCCAAGUUGUCCAACCCACGAGUCGCAAAGUACCUUCAGUUUGCUGAGGCUAUAGAGAAUGGGAAAGAAGAAGCAGACACACUCGCCAAGUCUACAGGAUGGGAGAUUGAUGCUCUGAAAUUCAUUUCCGGCCUCGAACUCGCCUACUCCAAGUUUCCCAACAAGAAGUGGUACCUGCUCGUCGACGACGACACCUACAUCGUCCAAUCCUCCCUAAAACCUCUUCUCGCCCACCUCGACUCCGAACUACCCUACUACAUCGGCAAUGCCGUCGGCGACUUCCGCAUCCGCUUCGCCCACGGCGGCUCCGGAAUAAUUCUAUCCCAGGGCGCCAUGUCCUCUCUCAUUCUCGACAAUCCGCAGGCCGUGCGCACCGCCCACCUUGAAUCACUGUCGGAAACAUGGGGUGACCGUUUACUCGCCAGAACAUUAAUAAAAGCUGGAGUUUAUUUGGAAGAAGAAUACAGCCAUCUGUUCAGUGGAGAGGCGCCGCGGUGGGCCAAGAUUCGCCCAGACCGGUUCUGCUGUCCUAUCAUUACGUUUCAUGGGCUGGGCCAGCCGGAAAAGAUGCACCAGGCGGGCGAGAGCUUCAGAAAUGUGAGCAAGCCGCUACUGUGGAGCGACAUCUGGGAUGUGUAUGGGAUGUCGAGGCCUUGGAGGCAGAGUACCUUGACGUCCGACGAGCUGGCAAAGCCGAUAGAGUAUGCCAACUGGGAUCAUGCGGGUGGAAGUGGUGGAGAGGUGGCGGUGGUUGAAGGAGUUGAGACGGCCGAGGAUUGUGGACGGAAGUGCUAUGAGAAGGGGAGCGACUGCAUGGCUUGGACAUGGGAAAAGGCGUCGAAAAGGUGUAAUCUCAGUCCCUGGAUGAUUGUCGGCGAGAAGGUGGAGGGCAAGGUCAGUGGACCCAAUGGGAAGCUGGCGAGAGAGUUGGAGAUGGCGUUACGGUUCGAUGGGAUCGAAUAUCAGCAGCACUACAAGGUCAACAUCAUAGACUCGGACGAAGAUAUCCUUGGCCACGCCUUUGAGAGUUGGGAAGAGGAGCAAACGACCGGGAAGGUUACUGCCAUCAUCUGA